AUGUCAUGUUGUGGAAAGGAUACAACUAAAGAACGAGGACAAGCAAUUUUAGAUAUUGUUGAUGCUGAUACUAUCUCAAGUAAUACUUUUAAUGAACCAUCUCUUGAUUAUAUUUUUAAAUACAUUAUUAUUGGAGAAUUUUCUGUAGGAAAGACUUGUCUUCUGAUGAGAUUCCAAGACGGAACUUUCAGAGAAGAGUAUGAAUCAACUAUUGGGGUUGAAUUUGGAACAAAAAAUGUUCAGAUUCAAGAUACACUAAUAAAACUCCGUAUUUGGGACACUGCUGGUUCAGAAAAAUUUAGGUGCAUUACUAGGGGAUAUUUCCGAGGAUCUAUUGGGGCUAUUAUUGUUUAUGACAUUUCAAAUAGAAGCACUUUUGAACAUAUUGAUGAAUGGGUACAAGAACUAGAAAAGUAUAACUCAAGUAAUUAUGUUCUUAUGAUCAUUGGUAAUAAGUGUGAUUCUUCUCAACGUACAGUUACUACUGAUGAAGGUAAGGACAAGGCCAAAAAACUAAACGCUGAAUUUUUUGAAUGUUCUGCUAAAACAGGAGAAAAUAUUGAAAAAGCUUUUAUGACAUUGACGGAACUAGUAUUGAGAGAUGUUAGUUCAGGAAAGAUUUCAUUAGAAAAUAAUUAA
Molecule: messenger RNA, 639 nt
Organism: Entamoeba dispar SAW760
Lineage: Eukaryota; Evosea; Mastigamoebida; Endamoebidae
Product: GTP-binding protein YPTC4, putative
Exons: 2
Coding region: 1-639 (212 amino acids)
Molecular function (GO): GTP binding; GTPase activity
Source: RefSeq, a predicted model, not a curated record